This is a messenger RNA of Asparagus officinalis (garden asparagus), 1004 nucleotides long. RefSeq lists its product as uncharacterized. The coding region runs from base 201 to 989 and encodes 262 amino acids. Gene Ontology annotation, molecular function: microtubule binding. The transcript has 6 exons. Gene Ontology annotation, cellular component: cytoplasmic microtubule. NCBI's taxonomy places the organism in Eukaryota, Viridiplantae, Streptophyta, Magnoliopsida, Asparagales, Asparagaceae. Gene Ontology annotation, biological process: microtubule cytoskeleton organization. The record is from RefSeq and is a predicted model, not a curated record.
UCGUCCGGCGAAUUAAUAAUUUACUUUAAAUAACUUCCGACAUUUCUACAGAGACGAACCAAACCAACAGCGACUCCUCUCUCUCUCUCUCUCUAUAGAAUUUCAGUCUUCGCCAUUUCUUGUUGCUGGAAAUGAUUCUUCAAUAUUUAAGCUGGCAAUGGUUGGACAUCGCUCUUACAUGGCUGUAGAAGAUUAUAAAGAUGUCAGGAACAGCUCUUAGAGAUCUCAAUGUACUGCCGAUUUCGGGACUGGAGAAGAAAAGUGAUGGCUCUAGUAAAGGAGGUUUUACAAAGCCUAACAUUGAGAACAACAUAGAAAGGAGGCCGAGUAAAGUUUCUGCAUCCCUGUCAUCUGCUCCAGUGCAAGAAGCUGAGUCAGUGGGUAACGGCGUGGAAGCUGGAAAUUUAGAAAUUGAGUAUAUAGAAUCUGAGAAUCUGCCGGAUCUUCCUUCUGUGGAUACAAGUCUCAGUACGCUUCUAGCAAAGUUAGACUCCAAAAAUUGGGUUUUGGUAUGUGAAGCACUCAACAAUGUGCGGCAAAUAUCUUUAUAUCACAAGGAGAAACUGCUGGAUAUAUUAGGAGACGUGAUUCCACUGCUCGUGAAAUCCUUGAAAAGUCCAAGAAGUGCAGUUUGCAAAACUGCAAUUAUGACAUCUGCUGACAUAUUUAAGGUUUACGGAGAUUCAAUAGUUGAUUCACUUGAUCUGAUGCUUGUACAAUUGCUUCUCAAAGCUUCACAAGAUAAGCGCUUUGUAUGUGAAGCUGCUGUGACUGCUUUGAUUUCAAUGACAACUUGGGUUUCUCCUUCCCUGUUAUUGCCAAAGCUGCUGCCUUAUCUUAAGAACAAGAAUCCUAGAAUCAGGGCAAAGACAUCUAUGUGUUUCGGCCGAACUGUACCACAACUUGUAAGUUUAAUUUCCUUAAAUUUGAAAUUUGUUGUGGAUUAUUAUUUAACUGUGUCUGAUAUUUUUCUUAUUAUGUGUCGUUAGAAACCAACUUGGUAG